AUAUAUAUAUACAUACAUACAUAUGUUAUCCGUCAUAUAUAUAUUAUAUAUGUAUGUAUGUUUAUGUAUAUAUAUUACUUGGUUUGCAAUAUGCAGAAAAGCCUUUCUUGCUAUUUAUUGACUUUAUAAUUUAAUACACAAGAAUUAAUAGCGAAGUUCCAUGUAAUUUGUAUAUUUAUUUUAUAAAUAAAGAUCUUUUACAAAAUUUUACAAAAUUAUUGAAAGUACUUAUAUUUUACAUUUCGCAAUUCUUUCAUUAGAAGCAAUUUUAUUGAAAUAAAAUAAAAAAUAUAAUACUAUUGCAACUUCACGCGGGUACGAUAAAAUGUGUGAAGCACGUUUGUAAACCGAUGUGUUUUCUCUUGAUUGGCUCAACGUGUUAUUACGUGUGCGAAACAGCGUGUUUGAUUUAAUAAAGUCAUUGGACUGCAAUGAUGACAAUAUAUUCUACUUAAUAAUUAUAAAGCAUAAAAAGUGUAUGGUAUACUGGAAAUAUUUUAUGCGGUUACGAACGAAGUAACUUGUCGGGUAUUCAACAUAUACAUUUUAUCUUUGUGAACUAACACAAAACUAUGAGACCUACUCAGAGAAGACAACAGGGUUUGCAAUACGGCAUUUAUUUGCUAGGAAUGCAAGCUCUAAACUAUGGUAUUGAUAAAAUUCCACCAGUUACUUUAAUUACAAUUAUUGCACAAGUUUUAUUGUAUGUUGGUUUAAUAAAAGUUCCAUGGAAUGCGGAAGAAGUAUGCAUAUCAGCAAUAAAAAUAUUUAAAUAUCGUGAUUGGAAUUCUUUCUUAAUAUCAAAUUUUGAACAUGAUUCAGACAUGCAUUUAUAUUAUAACAUGGUAUCUUUAAUCUUGAAAGGUUCGUAUUUAGAACCUAUGUAUGGAACGAUAAAUUUUGCUAUUUUAUUAGCUAUUCUUUCAUAUGGAUGCAGUGCUAUGUAUGUAGGAUUAGGAUAUGCUUUAAUGCAAUUAAGUGGAGAUUAUGGAUAUUACACGCAAUGCGCUAUUGGAUUCUCUGCUAUUUUAUUUGCAUUAAAAGUAAUUGUAGUUUGUGAGGAAUAUGAUAGAAUUCAAAAUGUUGGAGGACUCAGAGUUUCUAGUAAAAUUGCUGUAUGGGUUGAACUAAUUUUAAUUCAUCUUUUAGUUCCACAGUCUUCAUUUAGAGGACAUUUAGGGGGUAUUUUAGUUGGUUGUACAUAUUGUUAUACUUUUGUUGGUGAAAUGAUUGAUAACAUGAUAUAUGCCGUAACUGGUACUCCUAUUAUACAUGAAGAACAAUUUUAUAGAAGGCGCAGUUCAUUAUUUAGAUGAAUUGAAACUAUAAAUUUGAAAUGAUAUUAUUACUAGGAACUCUGAUAUUUAUCCUAAAGACAUUUAUUUACAAAAAAAAUUAUAUAGUUUCAUAUUGAUAUAACUUAAGUAUCCAACAAUCCAUUUUAGAAUUUACAAGAAGUUGAACAUUUAUGAAUAAUAAAACAGAAUCUUUUUAUUUUAUUGUAUAAAUUUUUAAAUUAAUAUACUAGUUUUUCAAUUAAAGGAUUAUUAAAAUUACUUAUAAAUUAC
Molecule: messenger RNA, 1568 nt
Organism: Heterotrigona itama
Lineage: Eukaryota; Metazoa; Arthropoda; Insecta; Hymenoptera; Apidae
Source: the annotation of a GenBank genome assembly